UACCCGGAACCAUCAGCAAUGUAUAUAUCUCCUGUAACACUGCGUAGCUGAUUGGGAGCUAUAGUCUGUAUUGAAAAGUCGGGGCUGGUCCUCGGCGAAACACAAAUGUGGAAAUACAAGGGAUUUUAUACGAAAAACAAUACUUUGUGAUAAACUAUGAAUAAGUUUUGUAUCUGUGUGGUUCUGGUGGCAACGGUGCUGGUCGCUGUACAAGCCUACAGUACCGGAGUACCCAGGAAAGGAUGUAACUUAAAGAAACCAUACCAUAUAAGGAGAAAUUUUACAGACUGGAAUUGGGAAUAUGCUCCUCAAUUUUCGACGCCACCGUUUCGUAUAUUAACAAACACAACAGUUAUAAAACCAGGGGAUGCAGUGGAAGUUACGAUUUCCCCGAAGACGAAACAAGAUGCCUUUAAAGGCUUCUUCCUCCAAGUGGUUCCAGAGAAGAGUCUUUUCGACGUCCCGCGCGGGAGGUGGACAGCUGACGGAAUGGCCCGCCCUUUCCGAUGUCAAAUGGUCGACGGUGACAGCAUCAGUCACGCGAACAGCAGGUGGAAGGGCAACAUCACCAUGAUCUGGCACGCGCCAACAGACUUCGAUGACUUACAGGACAACCUAGUAGUUAGGGGCUCCAUUGUCCGAACGUAUGACGAAUACUGGGAGAGUGUCCAGUCCAAGCCGUUGAUGAUAGAUCAAAUUAAAGACUCGCAGGCCAAAAGUGAUCUACUUGCCCAGCUUGCAAAAGAGUUCGGGAGUGACAAAGCAGGACAGCUGUUGGCUAUCUUAGAGGUUAAGGUCAUGGAGGACGACUUGGCGGGAAUAACCUCUACCUCCGUAACAGACAAUAGUGCCACAAGUGGCGCAACGGGUGGUACUGGUGGUACCGGUGGUACCGGUGGUACCGGUGGUACCGGUGGCGCGACUGGUGUGGCCACCACCAUGGCUCCCCCGGCUACCACUCCUCCACCACCAUCAACCAACGUAAACAAUAAGAUCGAAGAGGUAGCUGAUGGAGAUGAAGGAUUGCUGUCAAAGGUUACUGGUCUUGUCAAAAACCCUAUGAUCCUAAGCACUGUGAAGAGUCUGAUGGGCGGCGGCAGCGACAGUGGAGGCGGAGGGCUAGGCGGACUGGCCAGUCUGGCAGGGAGCGUUCUUGGCGGAGGAGGAGGUGGUGGUUCUGGUGGUCUUAUUUCGAGCAUGCUCGGAGGCGGUGGAGGUGGAGGACUACUGUCCAGCAUGCUCGGUGGAGGCGGUGGAAUGGGCGGACUGACCAGCUUGAUUCCAAUGCUUGGGGCCGGUAAGAUGUUGUCUGGCAUGCUUGGAGGGGGAGGAAGUGACCGAGGCGGAGGCGGGGGAUUUCUUUCUUCUCUUCUCGGAGGUGGUAGCAGCAGAAAAAAUAACGACGAUAUGUUUGGAGGUAUGGGAGGUAUGUCAGGAGGUAUGCCAGGAGGUAUGUACGUCGGACAGCAAGGCAUGAUGGGACGACCUUCCCAAGGUAUGAAUGGAAUGAUGGGAUCGGGAGGAGGCGCCGGGGGAGGAGCGUCAUCUGGCGGAAACCCCCUAGCAAGCAUAUUGGGUAAUCCUGGCGCAAUGGCUGGUAUAUCUUCCAUGUUACAAAACAUGGGAGGAUCCCCGACAGGAGGGAGCGCGGGAGGAGGAGGUGGCGGAGGCGGUGGAAGUCUCAUGAACAUGCUUGGGAUAUCGGACCCAUCAGGUGGAGGAGAUUUAAGUCGGCCCAGACCGGAACUCUUAGAAAAUCCACAGGGCACUAAAGCCCAACCAGGUCCUAACGCCGGCCUGAAUAACGCGCUCUCUCAGGUCAUGGGAAUGCUGGGAGGAUCCAGUGGAUCUGGAGGUCCAUCCAAUGGUGGCUCCUCUCAAUGGCAGAACCAAAACCAGCAAUAUCAACAGGGAGGAUAUUAUCCCCAACAGCAGCAGUAUCCACAGGACCAAUAUUACAAUCAGAAUCAACAGUACCAACAAGGCCAGUACUAUCCACAAAACAAUCAACAAGGCGGAAAUCAAUUGAGUAACCAAGGGCAACAAAAUGGAUUUGGCAGUAGUCAGUGGGGCAAUCAAGGACAACAGAGUGGAAAUAAUGGAAAUCAGUGGGGUAACCAAGGAUUUAACGGUAACCAAAUGAGUAACCAAGGAAACCAAGGAUCAAACGGAAAUCAGUGGGGAAACCAAGGAUCUAACGGUAAUCAGUGGGGUAACCAGGGAAACCAAGGAUCUAACGGAAAUCAGUGGAGUAACCAAGGAAACCAAGGACCUGGGGGAAAUCAGUGGAGUAACCAAGGAAACCAGGGACCUGGCGGAAAUCAGUGGAGUAACCAAGGAAACCAGGGACCUGGCGGAAAUCAGUUGAGUAACCAAGGAAACCAGGGACCUGGCGGAAAUCAGUGGAGUAACCAAGGAAACCAGGGACCUGGCGGAAAUCAGUGGAGUAACCAAGGAAACCAGGGACCUGGCGGAAAUCAGUGGAGUGACCAAGGAAACCAGGGACCUGGCGGAAAUCAGUGGAGUAACCAGGGAAAUCAAGGAUUUAACGGAAAUCAGUGGGGUAGCCAAGGAAACCAGGGAUCUAAUGGAAAUCAAUGGAAUAACCAGGGACCACCCCCUGGAAAUCAGGUCAACAACGAACAACAAAACGGCUUCGGUGAUCUUCAAUUCAACAAUCAAGGUCAGUCAAACCAAAAUGGGUUCCAACCACCAAAUGGUAACGACAUGUUCGCUCCACCUCCAUCCGGUAAUGGAUUUGGAUUAGGAGGAAACACUGGUGCUUCUGGCCCAGCUGUGCAGCCACCAAACUCACAGGGCCCACCCCCACCUUCUGGUGGUGGAAGUGGUUUCCCUCCAGGAGGUGCACUGGACAACCUCCUCAAUAACGGUGGUUCUCCUGGAGGUGGAUUGGACCUGAAUGGACUCUUGGGAGGUGGACUCGGCAACAUUUUAGGAGGAGGAUCGGCCGGCGGGGGCGGCGGGGGUGGCGGCGNUCAGACGGACAACUAG
Molecule: messenger RNA, 3012 nt
Organism: Mizuhopecten yessoensis (Yesso scallop)
Lineage: Eukaryota; Metazoa; Mollusca; Bivalvia; Pectinida; Pectinidae
Exons: 4
Coding region: 157-3012 (951 amino acids)
Molecular function (GO): oxidoreductase activity, acting on metal ions
Source: RefSeq, a predicted model, not a curated record